GCUCUCUCUAUCAGCCUCUCAUUCCGUCUCAAUAUGUCUCAAGAUGGCGGCCAAUGCGGGAUCGAUGUUUCAAUAUUGGAAGCGCUUUGAUUUACAACAGCUCCAGAAAGAACUGGAUGCCACCGCCGCAGUGCUGGCCAACCGACAGGAUGAGAGCGAGCAGUCCAGGAAAAAGCUCAUCGACCAGAGCCGAGAGUUCAAGAAAAACACUCCAGAGGAUUUACGGAAGCAGAUAGCUCCACUGCUGAAGGGAUUUCAAGCAGAGAUCGACGCCCUGUGCAAGCGGAGUAAGGAGUCCGAGGCAGCUUUCCUCAACGUCUACAAGAGAUUAAUUGAUGUCCCAGAGCUCACCAUUAAAGCACUUCAGGAGAAGAUAGAGGAGUAUAAGAGGUCACUACAGAGUCGGGGGUCAGACCAGGAGGAUGUCCCACCCAACGACUUUGUGGAGAGAGAGAGGGAUCUUCAGGAGAAGCAUGACGCUCUGGCCGCCAGACUACAGGAGACCGAGCUUAAAACACAGACCUUAGAGACAGAACUCGAAGCAGCCCGAGCAGAGCUGAAAGAGCUGAAGGAGAAGUAUAGCGAGGAGGCGUCCACAAAGGCCGACAGGAUGGAGACGGUGAUGUCUGACCUAGAGAAAGCCAAUCAGAGAGCAGAGGCAGCAGAGAGGGAGAUGGAGAGCCUGAGGGAGCAGAUCGCCUCCACCAGCAAGAGCCCUCACCCCUCCCCACAGACACACAAGGCCCCAGACACGGCUGCGGAGGACUUGUCGUGCAGCGGUCUGGAGGCGGAGGUGAGCGUGCGUGACGGUGAGGUGCGGCGUCUGGAGGAGGACGUGCAGCGGCUACAGGCCAGCCUCACCCAGCUCAGUCAGAGCUCCAGCAGCCGCGUCAGCCAGCUGCAGCACGAGCUCUCCAGCAAGGACUCCACUCUCAAGCAACUGGAAAAGAAGCUGCAGGAGCAAGCAGACUAUGAGGAAGUCAAGAAGGAGCUGAGCGUCCUCAAGUCCAUGGAUCUGAGCACAACAGAGAGGUCCACAGUACAGGAUGGCUAUAAGCCCUUGGAGAUGCUUCUCCUGGAGAAGUGCGGGGGCGGGCAGUCGGACCACCACUCCCAGCGGUCAGCCAACAGCGGCCUGAGCGGCUCUUCGCUGCGUGGUGAUAAAGACUCGUCAUCAGGAGACGCUCACCAGCGACUUCCUGCCACGUCCAUCCCGAGCCCCUCCCCCCUGCGCAGCUCUCCGCCUCCAUCGUCCUCCCAGCUCCUGAUGCUGCAUCGGGGCGCCGGCUCCAUCUCCGUGUCGUCGUCGGCCGAGUCGGCCUCCUCGGUCAGCAUCAGCGCCAACGGCACGCACCCCUUCUCCCCCGCCGACCUCCUCCCGCCGGGCAUGGCGGGCCUGGGCGCCGGCCCGCUGGCCCCGCUGGCCGGCAAGGUGGCCCUCAGCUCGCUGCUCCAGCGCCAGCUCAUGCACAGCUUCUACAGCAAGGCGCUGCAGGACUCGUCUCUGCUCUUCCCGGGGCCGCACGGCGCCGCCCACCACCACGGGGCGGCGCACGCCCUCUCGGCCAGCCCGCUGCCCAGCCAGCCGGCCGCCGCCAGCCCGGACGCGGCCAACGGCUCGGCGCCGUCGCCCAGCCGCUCGGAGGGCGCGGGCAGCGCCUCGGAGGGUGAGGACAUGGACACGGCGGAGAUCGCGCGGCAGGUCAAGGAGCAGCUCAUCAAGCACAACAUCGGCCAGCGUGUCUUUGGCCACUACGUGCUGGGCCUGUCGCAGGGGUCGGUCAGCGAGAUCCUGGCGCGGCCCAAGCCCUGGAGCAAGCUGACCGUGCGCGGCAAGGAGCCCUUCUACAAGAUGCGUCAGUUCCUGUCCGACGAGCAGAACAUCCUGGCACUGCGCAGCAUCCAGGGCCGCCAGAGAGAGAACCCAGGCCAGAACCUGAACAGGGUGUUUCAGGAGGUUCCGAAGCGAAGAACCGGCUCCGAAGGCUCCUCGAGGCCAGGGAACAUCACCACACGGAUCCGCACCCCGGAGGGCGGCUCGGACGAGGCCAUCCGCUCCAUCCUGGAGCAGGCCAAGAGGGAGCUGCAGGUGCAGAGAGCAGAUGGCGUGGGAGAGAGCGAGCCACCUCCCGCUUACCCUCGGGGCUUUGGAAGCUUCUCCCAAAAAUAUGCCCACAUUCUCAGCCUGGUAGAGUCAUCUCUGCCCGCCACCUCCUGCGGCCCAGCCGAAGCCAUGCGCUGUGUGAUGGAGAGCCAGGCGGCCUCCCUGAAGGCUUCGCUCCCCCAGACGGAGCUCUCCCUGCUGGGGCCCAAGCUGCUCUCGUCCCCCCUGUCCUACUCGCCCAUGGCCCUCUCGCUGAAGAAGCCUCCUCCCUCCCCGGCGCCUCUGCCGGACCCCCCUGGUCCGCCGGUGGUGAAGAAAGAAGGAGAGGACACCCCCAUCUCGGACACGACCCUGGGAGGAGCCUCCUCCUCCUUGUCCUCCUGGAGGGACUGGGGCAACAUCCAAUCAGAUCGCCGCUGGGGCGGGGCUCUGCUGAUGACGGACGACGCAUUCAACCAAGACGAGGUGAAGGAGCAGAAGCCCCCUCGCCUGCCCGCUGUGGCACUGCCCCCCUCCUCUCUGGACCCCUGGAAGGACUGGGCCGGUGGCGGCGGAGGUGGUAGCGGCAGCGGCGGCGCCGACUCGCCGUACCCGCAGACCUCCCCCCAGAACAGCCCGCUGCCCUCAUCCUCCUCCUCGCCCCUGCUGGCGCUGAACAAGCCGGCCAAGGCGCCCGUGCCGCCACUCACCCCGGAGCAGUACGAGCUCUACCUGCACCAGGACGUGGACACCGUGGAGCUCACGCAGCAGGUCAAGGAGCGCCUGGCCAAGAACGGCAUCUGCCAGCGCAUGUUCGGCGAGAAGGUGCUUGGCCUGUCUCAGGGGAGUGUGAGUGACAUGCUGUCUCGGCCGAAGCCGUGGAGUAAGCUCACUCAGAAGGGCCGAGAGCCGUUCAUCCGCAUGCAGCUGUGGCUCAACACAGAGCUGGGCCAGGGUCUGCUGCCGCUACAGCCGCCCACACACGAGAUGACCCCCAAGACCUCGGCCAGCUGCAGCCCCGCACCCGAGUCUCCAGUGAGCUCGGCCGAGGAGUCGGUGAAGAGUCAGGACCCCGGCGCCGCGCCUCCCCCGGCCCCAGCCUCCUCGUCCACCACCGCCUCCGAGCAGGGCGAGGCGGCCGAGUCGCAGCCCGGCACACCGCUCUCACUGCCCCUGCCACUGCCACUGCCCGGCCCACCGGGCCUCACCAUCCAGGAGAUGGUGGCCAUGUCCCCCGAGCUGGACACCUACGCCAUCACCAAGAAGGUCAAGGAGGUGCUCACCGACAACAACCUCGGCCAGCGCCUGUUUGGUGAGAGCAUCCUGGGCCUGACCCAGGGCUCAGUGUCGGACCUGCUGGCGCGGCCCAAGCCCUGGCACAAAUUGAGCCUGAAGGGACGCGAGCCCUUCGUCCGCAUGCAGCUGUGGCUCAGCGACCCCCGCAAUGUGGAGAAGCUCAUGGACAUGAAGCGCAUGGAGAAGAAAGCCUACAUGAAGCGUCGCCACAGCUCAGUGAGCGAGGUGGUCCCAAGUGACGGUGGCGUGUCGUCUGGAGACUUCGGUCCAUCCUGCAGUCCCCAGCAGCAUCUGAAGAAGCCGCGUGUGGUGCUUGCCCCAGAGGAGAAGGAGGCCCUGAAGCGCGCCUACCAGCAGAAACCCUACCCCUCGCCCAAGACCAUUGAGGAGCUGGCCAGUCAGCUCAACCUCAAGACCAGCACCGUCAUCAACUGGUUCCACAACUACAGGUCCCGUAUCCGCCGUGAGCUUUUCAUCGAGGAGAUCCAGGCAGCAGCAGGAGAAGGUGGGGCACGUGCGGCCGAGGGCGAGAGCAGCUGCGACGGCACCGAGUCAGACAGCGGCGGCGGCGGAGGUGGCAGUGGCAGCGUGGGCGCGGAAGACCGGGGCAGGAGCCUCUCCAGCAGCCCCAGGCCCAACCACCACCACCACCACCACCAUCACCACCACCACCACUCCCAAGCCCACCUGUCGGAGGACACCCUUACCACCACACCAGGGACCAGCGACAGCUCCAAGUCCGGCGGGAUGGAGAGUCUCUUCGCCGGGGCCAUCGCCACCACCAUGGCCGCCUCCACCACAGCCACAGCCGACAAGAACCCAAAGGACAGCAGCGUGCGGCGGAGGAAAGCGGCCAACCUCAACAACAUCAUUCACCGGCUGGAGAAGGCCGCCAACCGCGAUGAGCUGGGUAACGAGUGGGAGUUCUGAGAGAAAACAGAAAGAGAUGAGAAGAGAGAGAGAGAGAGAUGAAAAGAGGGGGGGGAAAUAGAGAAAAGGUUCUCGUUAAGUUUUCUAAUCUGCCUAAGGUCAGACUUUUAUGGAGGGUUUGUUUCAGUUGGAGGCAAAGGAAGGAGACUAACUUGUUUCCCAGUCCUGCAGGAUCCAGGGCUUGGACCAAUGGAACUCUUUAACAUGCACAAGGCAUCACUCAUCCACAAAUCUCCACGCAUUCAACAGCUAAAGAGAGUGGAGACAAAAAAACCUUUUUGAUGUGUGGAAAUGGAAAAUCCAUGUAGUGUUUGCCUUUUUCUAGAGAAAUUCAGGAGACAUAUCUUCCCUUAUGCCUCCUGUCUGUGUGUGUGUGUGAUAGUUUGUCAAAGGGAGAUGUUCAAAAUAGUCUGACAAGAAAAAGCCAAACGUUUAAAAAGAAGAAAAAAAAGUGGAGACUUCCUUUUUCCACAAAGCCUUCCCCUCACGUCCACCUCACGCCAUGUAAUGGCUAUGCAAGUUUCACGCCAAUUCUUUUACGGUUCAAAAUUUUUAUGAUUAGAACAUUUUCAUCGAAGAGAAAAAAAGAGAAUCUUUUAUAGCAGAGUUUGCCAGUAAGAGAUUGCAGUCUGUUGACUCUAAAAUACACUGCUUUGAAAUUCUAAAUAUAUAGGGUGGCAAGUGAUAUUUAGAAAUAAUAACAAACUUUUUGAAAGAUGUAGUUAAAAACUCACUUUAAAAUCUCACAUUUUUGAAAAAAUUCACCAGGAAAAUGCAAUAGUCAGGAAACCUGUCGUAGCUGGGUAGUGUUACUUCAUAUGGCAUGUAGAGGGCUCUGAGGUUAGAGUGUUGUUAUUUUCAUAGCUUUAAUGAACUCAGAGAACCAAGAGAGACUGUUUCAUACACUCCAUCUUAGGCCAAAAUCAGGAAAAAAAAGUUAUUGAAAAAGAUUUGUACAGUUUGUGGAGGAAUUGUUCCCUGUUUUAGAUAUUUUUAAAAGAGAGAGAAAGAGUGAAAAACUGAGCGACCACACCUUAGACACCUCAACCAGGGCAGGCAGGCAGGCAGGUUACGGAUGCACCGCAUCACUUUCUCUCUCACACACUCACACACACACACACACACACAGACACACACACGCUGUUCAUUCAGGAGCACCUAGCUUACCUGCUCUCUCAGCACUUAGCAAUACACAGUGUCUCUGUUUUGCCAAAGGUUUCGAGUACCGUGCAGAACUCCAGCAUGUGCAAAAGUAAUCAAACGGUCCUGAACUGCUCAAGUAGUUUUCAUUCUUUUUUUGCACAGGCUAAGGCAUAAGGUUUUGUACCUUUCCCUAGGCUAGUAAAAACAGAGCCUGUGACUCAAAAGGGAGAUGAAGGUACAUUUCCUGUCAGGCAGCAGGAAGAACACCCUCCUCAGAGAACUCGGGUCCUUCCAGUCUGUCAGGCAGCAGGAAGGACACCCUCCUCAGAGAACUUGGGUCCUUCCAGUCUCUCCUGUAUGCAUUCUGUAGGUGUUGGCUCAGAGUGAGUGGACACCUUCUUUCCUUUUUUGUGUGAGAGAGACUUCUGUUUGAGAGCUAAAAGGACCCAAUGCUGUCCAUAAAAAAAAAUUCUCCAUGUUUGUGUGUACACCAUUCUCCCCCAUGAGGACGGACUGUGAUGCCUCUCAGCUGGCAGAGGAUGAAGCCAGUGGAUUGGUGGUGCACAAGAGAGAGAGAGAGAGGUCGGAACACUUUCUGGAACCGCUUGGGUGCUCAGGUGCCCGUGAUGCAUGAGGUCAGGAUAAGAUCAGAGGUCACCGGAGUCAAAGUUACAAGAGUCAGCAUGGCAACAGAACGGGGGAAAAAAAACAAACCCUACCAAACAACCCCCACCACCAUUCCCUAAUCUCACAGAGUCUGCCUGCCCACUGCCUCUCCUUUGUGUGUGUGUGUGCGUGUGUGUGUGUGGGUGGGUGGGGGGACGUAUAUAUUUUCUAGGUCUGUGUGGUUUAUACUUGUAUAUAUGUGCACACAUAUCAAGUGUGUAACUGCCACCCUGUCUGUCUGAGCUCCUUUAGCAGCUACAUGACUUCGUACACAUUAGGUUACAUUCAUUUUCUCAUUGUAAGAGACUCACAAUAGUUAACCCCUUUGUUCUUUUGUUUAUUUUGGGUGUUUUAUCGAUUAUGUUUUGUCUAUUUAUAGAUGCUGUAUUUUACAUAUUAAUGUCUUAUUCUGAUUUUAAUUCUGUUAUUUUUAUUUUAUGGAAGGGACUAUGUGAGGUCAGGUUACACUUUUAAAGACUGCAGGCAGUAUAUGGCUUAUACUUGUGAUCCAUGUCUGUUUUAUGAAUUCAAAUAAUAAUAAUUAUAUUGAUAGUGUCAUGUAUAUUAUAUUUUAAAUGAGCUGGAUGAGUAACACAGUGUUCAGUGUUGAUAUAUCAUCGUAGAUGUAUGCAUUAUUAUGUUGUAACUGCUCCCUGUCAUUUAAACUUCAGUUGUUUUUUGUUUUUUUUCUUCUUUUUGUCUUUAUCGGUAAAAUAUAUACCUGUAAGAGGGCUGCAGGUGUUUGUUAAGAGUUCCCUCACUCAGCUGGUGGCAAAGCCGCUCACCUGGUCAGAGGCUCGGCCUGUUUAAACCUGUGCUGGGCCAGAGAGCUAAGGAACAAGUACACGGCAAAGAACCCAGGCUAGCAACCCGUCAAGAGCUUAAUGGACAAAACUUACCCCGAGUGGUCAUUUUGCUCCUUAACGUUGUGUGAGAAUUUGGUCGAUUCUUUGGCCUCCGGGUCGUUUCCCAGCUGUGCCCUUUAUUUCAGUAUGAUUUGAUCUGUGAGAGGAUCUCACCUGAUACUGGUGCUGAUUUUUUUUUUUUUUUUAGUUAUUAUUUGAUUUGCUGUUCGGCUGCUUCCGUGAAGAAUGGAAGAAGCUGCGAGUGUCUUUCACUAGCUCACCACGAGACUCAUACGUAUCACGCCAAUUACAAGCUCACAUGCAAUACACUAGUAAGAAGCACUUAAGUGGUUACUGAAAGUUUUCGAUAAAUGUAUGCUUGUUUUUAUUAUCACUUAGAACUGACAACAUUGGUUGUUGCUUUGAAUUUAACUACUCAUUGAUAAUUUGAAAUUCAUUCUUUUUUUAUUUAACCUUCAAGGUUAUAUUCUCUGCAUAAUUAUGUGAUAGUUAUGCAGUGGUACAUGAAUUGCAUAAGAAUGCAAAAAUGAAGUACAAUAUACUGACGAUAUACUGAGUUUAGAUGUAACACGUCCUAAUAUAAUGCCUUAACACCUGCAGAACAAAUAUGAAGCACAGAAGUCCCCAACUGAAACACUUAAAAGGUCAAAGGUCAUUUUUCACUGAUGGUGUUGUCCCACAAUGGUGCGUGUAUGUCAAAAAAUAUGUCCCUGUCAGAAAACAUCCAGCUUUACACUUUGCUUUAUAAGCUAGUUACUGAGGGCUGCUUUGAAAGACCGUUGUGAGACGUAUGUCCUGCAAAACAAUUGUUUUUAGUAAUGUGAGCAAACAGCCAUUGAAGGAUGUGUUUGAGACCCACUCGAAGAUGCCUUACUCAUUUGUCUAGCCCCUUACUGCUUGGUUGAAAACCUAUGUCUUCCACCUGGCAAAGCCAGGCAUUGUACAGUGCACAGCACAUCAGAGGCACGCCAUCUCUCCAUUGCCACCUGGAAACUCAAAGCUACUGAAAAGACUUUCUGAACUCUAAAGCACAGAGAGAUCUCAAACACCAUUUGCGUUCUUAGAUACCAUUCUGGUCUUACCCAAGAUUGAAAUUAAAUAACAACAUGGGAAGCAGUUGUGAUGGAGGGAUCUAGUUAAAGGAUCUACAAGAACCUUUUUUCAUAAAGCGCAAAUUCCAGUAAAAUUUGGCUUUUAUACUCCCAUGAGAUUUCUUACAAAGCUCAUAAAAAGCAGUGUGUUGGUUGUUGGACCAGUAAACCAAGGAUGGUAUAGGCACAACAGAAACAGGAUACCUCUUUACUUCUCAUUAACAAAACAGCUAAUGUUCUUGUCUGGUGCCGUCAGUCAUCUUAAAGUGAGGUUUGGGCAUUGAUGACACUGACAUGCAAAGAGAUGGGAUUUCAUAACAGUUACAAAACGAAAGUUACGUUGGCCCAUUGCAUGGGUAUCGAUAGAAUUCCAAGUUGACUGUAAAAGUAAAAAACAUAAAAUUGCAUCAUUCAUGGAAUUCAGUCGAGUCUCACAAGAACUGUACAAGAACUGGACCAACUUUUGGAUUCUGAGGCAGGAAAUUUCAUACCAAAAAGGUAGAAUCUAGCUAUAGGUUCAGCCACUCCAAAACACUGGGCUCUUUGAAUCAGAAACACACAUCAGUGACUGACCCAAACAAUGCUUGCAGUGAUGGAGAAUUUGCGGUGGAACCCAGAUGGCACAGGUUUUCUGCCAUCGCACUCAGAAUAUUUUUGGUUUCUCUCAGUUUGUAUUAGACAGCCACAUGUCUCUCCCUCUCAUCACCUUGUCUCCAUCACAUGACUCAGUCAUCUCUGCUGGUGUGUGUGUGUGUGUGCCAAUCCUUGGUUGCAGCCGGGAUGUGUUGGAGUGUGAUGGUGCUCAUUGACAGAACAGUAUAGAGUGACCGUUCCACACCAAAACACUUUGCCUCAUCACAUCCAUAGUGAUAUAUCUCAUCAGAUUCUUUUGAUUUUUUUAGUGUGUUUUCUGCAAGUUACAAGCAGCAUGUUAAAACCGAGGCAUAGCAUAAUUUCAGUAUUGGUGCCAGUUCUGCAAGUUGUGGUUAUAAGUAUUUAUGCUGUGUUCAACCCAUUUGGUUUGUUUUCAUUUUGUUCCAUCUUGUGAGCUCUUUUUUUGUCUUUUUUAUUUCUUUUUGUUAUUUAUCCCACACCUUGACAUCCUCUUUGUAGAUGCAUUGCAAAUUCACUGACGGGUAGAGAGCGCUGUGAGGCGUGGCAUGACAUUGGACUGGUAAACUAGACACCCAAAAGAACACUGGUUCACAAGGAUAGUACUGCAUACGUUGCUAGUGCAGGUUCUCCAUCUGCUUGUCUUGAACUCUGUCUGUUUUCAUCCUCACAUGGAGAAAAACAAUGUCCACUCCUCUCACUUGUUCAGGUAGACUGUGUACAAUAUUUGCAAAACCAAUGUCUUUCGUUUUGGUCAAAUUUCAGGGGAUUAUCCUUUGCAAAUAUUUUUCUAUAGAACUAAAGUAGAUUUCUAUAGAUACUAUGGAGGAUUUCAUAUUAAAUUGUACAGAAAAAAAACUAUAACCUUGUAUCCUUUCUUAACAUCAGUAAACAUUAUCAUUUUUUGUUAUAAAUGUAAGUAGUGGUAGAUUUUGUAGUGAAUUUUGUCCAUAUGAAGACCUCAAAGACCUCACUUUCCUUAAAUCUUAAAAGGUGAACUCACAAGACAUUAUUUGAAUAUGCAGUUUGGUAGAGAGCUUUCACUGUACACAUUGACCCUUCUUAAGUCAUUAACAUUUGUUCACCAUUUUCCAGCACUACCUGUGAUCACUCCACAACAGAUUUCAUGUAACUCCUUAUUCACCUUGAUUCAAUGGGACACACCAUCAUAGACUGUUACAUUCAGCUUUUUUAACACAAAUAAUGAUGUGUGUGUCUGAGAUUAUCCAAAACGUGGAGGCUGAACACUUGAACAUACAAAUAUUUGUCCUUUUUUGUGUUUGUGUAAGUGAUACCUGUAGCCAAACACCAUAGAUAGUAAACAUUAAGAUCAGCUGUCGUGGUCUCUCCAAUCUGUGUCUCCCUCUUUUGAUUCACAUGUCACUACACUGAUAGCAUUUUUGCCAUUACACAAUCCCAGUCUUAGACAUUUCAUUUUAGCAGUGGAUGAAAUGUUUAUAUGGAGAGGGUAAAUACAUUUUGUUUAUGGAUAUGUAUGUAUUGUUCAGAGAUCAUCCUCCAACACAGAAUAUAUUAGUCAAAGCACACUGAAUAGCAGUAUAUAUUAUUUUAACAAAGGACAUGAAUAAUUUCUUUAUAUGUCGUAAUUUGAAGUGUGAAAUGGAAAGCAAAGGUUUCUACCAAAUGUUUCUUCCCAUCAUCAUUUAGAGGGACUCCUGUACCAAACCUUAAUGCAGCUGAAACCAUUAGUCAAAACUAAUUUGUGCCAUAUAUCUGAUUUUAUGUGAUAUCAGAAACUGAAGAUAUUAUCAUUUAUCCAGUCAACCAAAAAUGACUUUAGUCGACAAACAGUACAGCGGUACAUAGUGAUAAAGAUUGUGACAAAGAGUUGUGUGGGCUGGGUACCUCCUGGUUGAUUUCCAUGGAGGAAAAAAUAAAAUGGGGCUUAAAAAGUGUAUUUCUUUGAAAAUGGAAAAAAAAAAAAAGGAAUCAGUUUCGGGGUCUGCUUGUAUGUAUGUUAUGUGCAACAUUGUGUGGCUCGUCUAGGGCUAAAUUAUUUUCUUUUUGUCUUGUUUUCCCCUUUUUUCCUGUAACUUGGCUGGUCCUGUUGUUUCUAUAAGCUCAGGUGGAAACUCCUUUUAUCCUGUUGGUCUUUGUGCUCUCCCUCCAGUUAGCUGCACACUGCAGCUGUCUGCUGUUUUUCUACACGGAAAAAAAGUAUAUAUAUAUAUAGAUAUGUUUUAAAGCUGCAGGAUGUUAGUAUUGAUUCAUCCUUUACGUGAAAUUUAAAGAAAAAAUGCCAUUUUGUUCUUUUGGGAUUGAUCUCAUUUUUGUUUUUGUUUUUAUUUGUUUGUUUUAUUCAUGUAAUCACCUAGCCUGUUCUCAGCACUGUACAAUGGUCCCUAUCUGAUACAGAAAAGCAAUAUCACUGUACGAUACUCACUAUGUAUUUCUGUUGUUGUUGUUAUUACUAUUCACUAGCACCCUAGGUGUGAUAAUUGAAGUAAAUAUCUUUUAUACAAACACAA
Messenger RNA from Alosa alosa (allis shad), 11176 nucleotides. RefSeq names its product cut-like homeobox 1a (gene cux1a). Gene Ontology annotation, biological process: regulation of DNA-templated transcription. The transcript has 24 exons. Gene Ontology annotation, molecular function: DNA binding; DNA-binding transcription factor activity, RNA polymerase II-specific. The coding region runs from base 44 to 4309 and encodes 1421 amino acids. The record is from RefSeq and is a predicted model, not a curated record. NCBI's taxonomy places the organism in Eukaryota, Metazoa, Chordata, Actinopteri, Clupeiformes, Clupeidae.